AUGAGUCUUCCUUUUAAACACAUUUUACUGGGCAUAAAAGGUGCUCAAUUGCUUUUUGUAGUUCUGAUAGUUAUAUUAGAAAUCGUCCAAGCGGCGUAUUUCGUCUCCAUUUAUGAUGAGAAUAGUAUAAGUGGUGGUGGUGGAUCUGACGAGUAUUUCACGGGAAGUAUGUAUGGAAAAGAGGGUUCGGUCGUUUGGGUGUUCAUGAUUAUGUUAAUUACAUUUUUAAGUAUUGUUGCAUAUUUGGCCCUAUUCUUCAAGGGGUACAUUUGGGAAAAGAGGCGCGAAAUUUACUUUGUCGGAUUUGACAC
Molecule: messenger RNA, 311 nt
Organism: Acaulospora morrowiae
Lineage: Eukaryota; Fungi; Glomeromycota; Glomeromycetes; Diversisporales; Acaulosporaceae
Source: the annotation of a GenBank genome assembly